AAAAGGGCAAUACAAACUUGAGCAUUACCCUUUUGCCAAGGGAGCGGCCGUAUUACAUCAACGGCACUUAGAAUAAACGUAAUGGCUCGCUAUCCAAAAGCGCGAGUCGGAAUUACCUUGCUGCUUUUCUCUCUUGCUUCGAUAUGGACAGAAGCUCAGGCAACGCCAUUCCGGAACUACAAGUAUUGCGGCCUGUCAGAGCCAGUUCCAAAAAUUAUCAACGGGAGCUUCGUGUCAAGGCCUCAAGUCCCAUGGCUGGUUCACAUCAAGCUGAUAUGUAGGAACGGAAAAGUAAUAAAUUGUGGCGGAAGCCUCAUUACUCGGGACGUAGUACUGACUGCGGCGAACUGCCUAAAAGACGGGAACUCAUUAUACCGCAAGGUAUUGGCAUACUAUAACAGCACCGCGCCAUUCAGCGGUCGUUCUCUUGAGGUUACUCAUGCGAAAAUUCAUGAAAAGUAUCGACAUCCUUCUAACGGAUACGACAUUGCUUUGCUAAAGCUUUCCAAACCCGUACCAAAAUUUGAUAGGUGCGUGAGGCCUGUAUGCCUCCCGAAACCUAGACAGAAAACCAGGCCAGGAAGGAUGCUUCUUGCUGGAUUCGGCGUCGCCAUUUUUCAUGGCAAGAAGGCUGAUCGAGUCCUCUAUUACCUGACAAGGGCGUUAUCAGACGAUGAGUGUCGUGCGGCACUGACUAAGCAAUGGAGCCAUUGCGUUGAUGUGAAGAAGGAGCUGCUCAUGUGCUCCAAACAUCACACUCAAAGGAUGUAUAAGGAAGAUACCGGCAGCCCGGUUACGGCGUACACUCGUAAAGGGAGAAAGACCAAAUCAUUUCAGUAUGGGAUUGUGUCCUUCUUCGACAAGACCAACCGUGGACCAGCGCCCACUAUACAAACCAGAGUUUCGAUGUACAUCAACUGGAUCAGCUAUUCCCUCAAUACGAUGGGAAGAUGGGACCGUAUUGUUGAAUCCAGCUCGUAUGACUGAUGUCAUGGAUUCCAAUAUGGGGCACAUACUUGUGAGAAACACAUAAUAAGAAAUAUUAAAAUCACAUUUGCCAUUGUC
Messenger RNA from Dermacentor albipictus, 1065 nucleotides. Its product is annotated as mast cell protease 4-like. Gene Ontology annotation, molecular function: serine-type endopeptidase activity. Gene Ontology annotation, biological process: proteolysis. The record is from RefSeq and is a predicted model, not a curated record. NCBI's taxonomy places the organism in Eukaryota, Metazoa, Arthropoda, Arachnida, Ixodida, Ixodidae.